CUAGAGAUUCCUCAUUUGGAUUUUAAGCUCUGGACAUGGCUAGAGUAAGGAAAAGCAGUAUACAUUUAAGCAAACUUUGCUCGUUUUCGUGCUGUUGUCGACCACCGAGUACGACCGAUGAACAUGCCAGGAUCGGGCAGAAAGGGUACUCGAGAGUGGUGUAUUGUAAUGAACCUGAUAGUCAAGAGCAAAUUCGUUUGAAUUACAGGGGAAACUAUGUUUCCACCACCAAGUAUACAGCAGCUAAUUUUAUCCCAAAGUCCUUGUUCGAGCAAUUUAGGAGGGUUGCAAAUGUAUACUUUCUCGUCGUUGCUUGCGUUUCAUUUAGUCCGUUGGCACCGUAUUCGGGACCAAGCAUUGUUGUGCCGUUAAUCAUUGUGAUCGGAGCUACAAUGGCCAAAGAAGGCAUCGAAGAUUGGCAUCGAAGAAUUCAGGAUGUAGAGGCAAACAAUCGACAGGUUGAAGUUUAUGAUGGAAAUGGCUCAUUCAAAGAAAUCAAAUGGAAGGACAUCUGUGUUGGUGACCUUGUCAAGGUGCAUAAGGAUGAAUAUUUUCCUGCUGAUCUAUUCUUACUUUCCUCCGGCUACCAAGACGGUGUUUGUUAUGUCGAGACGAUGAACCUUGAUGGAGAGACUAAUUUAAAGUCGAAACAUGCCUUAGGGGUAACAUCCGUCAUUCGUGAUGUAGAGACUGUUAAGGGAUUUAGAGCUGUGAUCAAGUGUGAGGACCCGAAUGAACAUCUUUAUUCAUUCAUUGGAACAUUGUACUAUGAAUGUCAACAGUACUCACUUUCCCCACAACAAAUCCUUUUGAGAGGUUCUAAACUGAAGAAUACUGAUUACAUCUAUGGCGUAGUUAUUUUCACCGGACAUGAUACGAAAGUAAUGCAGAAUGCUAUGGACCCUCCUUCGAAGAGGACUAGGAUUGAGAGGAGGAUGGAUAAGAUAAUUUAUGUCCUUUUCAUCACUCUGAUUUUGGUAUCAUUCAUAGGGUCUCUAUCUUUCGGAAUUGAGACUAAAAAAGAUAAUGGUGGAGAUUACAGACGGUGGUAUCUCCGACCAGAUAGCACAACUGUAUUCUUUGACCCGAGGAGACCUUUGGUGGCUGCAUUUUUGCAUUUCUUGACGGGUCUGAUGUUAUACGGGUAUUUGAUACCUAUAUCAUUGUAUGUUUCCAUUGAGAUUUGCAAGGUUUUACAAAGCAUUUUCAUUAACCAAGACCAGGCUAUGUAUGAUGAGCAAACCGAGAGGCCGGCACAUGCUCGGACUUCGAAUUUGAAUGAGGAACUCGGUCAGGUCUAUACCAUACUCUCCGAUAAAACUGGAACUUUGACAUGUAACUCGAUGGAGUUUGUGAAAUGCUCAAUUGCUGGCACUGCCUACGGUCGUGGCAUGACCGAGGUAGAAGUUGCAUUGGCUAGGAAAAGUGGUGAGAUAUUGGAUGAACCAAUGGCUAUAGAUGCAGUGGAAUCCGGAGAAUAUGUUAAGGGCUUCAACUUCCGGGAUGAACGCAUUAUGGACGGGAAAUGGAUGGAUGAACCUCACUCGGAUGUCAUACAGAAGUUCUUUAGGGUCUUAGGAACAUGCCAUACAGCCGUCCCUGAAGUAACAGAAUCGGACCAGAUUGUUUAUGAAGCCGAGUCAGCCGAUGAAGCAGCCUUUGUCAUUGCAGCACGAGAAGUCGGUUUUCAGUUUUUCGUAAGGGAUCAAACCAGCAUACAACUGCAUGAAUUGGAUCCUAUUAGUGGGAAAACAGUUGACAGAGUAUAUGAGCUUCUUAAUGUGUUGGAGUUCAGUAGUGCUCGCAGAAGGAUGUCUGUAAUCAUAAGGAGCCCGGAGAAACAGUUAUUGCUCCUUGCUAAAGGUGCAGACAGUGUGAUGUUUGAAAGGCUUUCAGAACAUGGCCGGAUGUUCAAGGUGCAGACCAAGGAGCAUAUCGAAAGAUAUUCCGAGGCAGGGCUACGAACCAUGGUUGUUGCUUAUCGUGAACUCGACGAUGAUGGGUAUAAAAUGUGGGAACAAGAAUAUGCAAAGGCCAAAACUUCUGUAGGUGCUGAUCGAGACGAUUUGUUGGAUGAAUUGGCUGACAGGAUUGAAAGGGAUUUAAUCCUUCUCGGUGCUACAGCUGUUGAAGACAAACUACAAAAGGGGGUCCCAAGCUGUAUUGACAAGCUUGCACGGGCUAGAAUUCGGAUAUGGGUUUUGACCGGCGACAAGAAGGGAACUGCUAUUAAUAUAGGGUAUGCAUGCGGUCUACUAAGACCUGGAAUGAAACAGAUUGUGAUCACGCUCGAGUUACCACAAAUUGAAGAGCUUGAGAAACAAGGGGAUAAGGACAUCAUUGCACAGGCUUCUCUUGAAAGUGUAGAACAGCAAAUACGUGAUGGAAAAUCUCAAGUAGCUAAAGAAAGUUCGACUGAGUUUGGUUUGAUUAUCGAUGGCAAGUCCUUGUUUUUUGCUGUGGACGAGAAUCGUGUAAACUGCUUUAUGGAUCUAGCAAUGAGUUGUGCUACUGUUAUAUGUUGUCGAUCUUCCCCAAAACAAAAAGCUGUUGUUACUAGACUGGUGAAAUCUGUAACAGGUAAAACAACACUAGCAAUCGGUGAUGGUGCAAACGAUGUCGGCAUGAUUCAAGAGGCUGAUAUCGGAGUCGGCAUCAGCGGUGUUGAGGGGAUGCAGGCUGUGAUGUCAAGUGAUUUUUCAAUUGCUCAAUUUCGUUUUCUGGAAAAUUUAUUAUUGGUUCAUGGCCAUUGGUGUUACAGGCGAAUCGCAAUGAUGAUAUGCUACUUUUUCUACAAGAACAUCACUUUUGGAUUUACUUUGUUUUGGUUUGAGGUCUAUGCUUCUUUCUCCGGUCAGCCAGCUUAUAAUGAUUGGUACAUGUCGUGCUAUAAUGUUCUGUUCACUUCACUUCCGGUAAUAGCCCUUGGUGUUUUCGAUCAAGACGUUUCAGCCAGUCUUUGCCUUGAGCAUCCUUUAUUGUACCAAGAGGGCGUACAGAACAUCCUCUUCCGAUGGAUCCGUAUACUUGGCUGGAUGUUCAAUGGAGUUCUUAGUUCCAUAAUCAUAUUCUUCUUAACCAUCAACUCGAUAACUGGUCAAGCAUUCCGCAACGAUGGUCAUGUCGCCGAUUAUUCGGUUCUCGGGCUUACAAUGUACACAUGUGUGGUUUUGACUGUAAAUUGUCAAAUGGCACUCUCAAUCAAUUACUUCACAUGGAUCCAGCACCUCUUCAUAUGGGGCAGCAUCACCCUCUGGUUUAUAUUCUUGCUGGUUUACGGUUCGAUUCCGCCGCCAUUGUCUACAACGGCAUACAAGGUUUUUAUCGAAGCUUGCGGUCCAAGCAUUCGAUUUUGGCUCACCGCCCUUCUCGUUGCCAUUACUACAUUGCUACCUCUGUUCACCUAUAGGGCUUUCCAGACCCGGUUUCGACCUAUGGAACAUGAUAAAAUACAAACACGAAGAUCAUAAGACAUUUCGUUGACUUUGCCUUCA
Hibiscus syriacus is the source of this 3494-nucleotide messenger RNA. RefSeq names its product probable phospholipid-transporting ATPase 8. The record is from RefSeq and is a predicted model, not a curated record. Gene Ontology annotation, biological process: phospholipid translocation. Gene Ontology annotation, cellular component: plasma membrane. Bases 36 to 3470 code for a protein of 1144 amino acids. The transcript has 11 exons. Gene Ontology annotation, molecular function: ATP binding; magnesium ion binding; ATPase-coupled intramembrane lipid carrier activity. NCBI's taxonomy places the organism in Eukaryota, Viridiplantae, Streptophyta, Magnoliopsida, Malvales, Malvaceae.